Molecule: messenger RNA, 1299 nt
Organism: Arabis nemorensis
Lineage: Eukaryota; Viridiplantae; Streptophyta; Magnoliopsida; Brassicales; Brassicaceae
Source: the annotation of a GenBank genome assembly
AUGAAGCAAAUGUCGCAUCUCGACGAUACUCCUUCGACGCCUGGUAAAUUCAAGAUGGAUAAAUCCCCCUACUUCCACCGUACACGGUGGCAAUCCUCCGUCGCUAAGCUUGCUUUUUGGUCGCUUGUCUUUAUCGGAUUGAUCUUCAUCUUCUUCUUCCGAUCUCCCAUUUCAAAUCCCGUCUCCUCUGAUUCUUCUCGCCGCUCUCUUCGUACAUACACUUGGGGAGGACCCGAUUGGGAGAAACGGGUCAGAUCCUCUGCCCGAGUCCGUACCCGUAACGGUGUCUCCGUUCUCGUCACCGGCGCCGCCGGAUUCGUCGGAACACACGUCUCCGCCGCUCUUAAACGACGCGGCGACGGAGUUCUAGGGCUCGACAACUUCAACGAUUACUACGACACUUCGCUCAAGAGAUCUCGACAAGCCCUUUUGGAGCGAAGCGGAGUGUUUAUCGUCGAAGGAGACAUCAACGAUUUGUCUCUCCUCAAGAAACUCUUCCAGGUCGUCCCUUUCACUCACGUGAUGCAUCUGGCUGCUCAAGCUGGUGUGCGAUACGCUAUGGAGAAUCCGAGCUCUUAUGUUCAUAGUAACAUCGCUGGGUUCGUUAAUCUACUCGAGGUCUGUAAAUCCGCUAAUCCUCAGCCGGCGAUUGUGUGGGCUUCGUCGAGUUCGGUUUACGGAUUGAACACGAAAGUUCCAUUCUCGGAGAAAGAUCGAACAGAUCAGCCUGCGAGUCUCUAUGCUGCAACCAAGAAAGCUGGAGAAGAGAUUGCUCACACUUACAAUCACAUCUAUGGGCUCUCUCUUACUGGUUUGAGGUUUUUCACGGUUUAUGGUCCGUGGGGAAGACCAGACAUGGCUUACUUCUUCUUCACCAGAGAUAUACUCAAAGGGAAAGCUAUUUCCAUCUUUGAAGGAGCCAAUCACGGAACGGUGGCUAGGGAUUUCACAUACAUUGAUGAUAUAGUGAAAGGGUGUUUGGGGGCAUUAGACACGGCGGAGAAGAGCACAGGGAGUGGUGGUAAGAAGCGUGGUCAGGCUCAGUUAAGGGUAUUCAAUCUAGGGAACACAUCUCCGGUUCCGGUGACUGAUCUGGUGAGUAUAUUGGAGAGAUUGUUGAAAGUGAAAGCAAAGAGGAACAUGAUGAAGUUGCCGAGGAACGGUGAUGUGCCGUUUACGCACGCUAACAUCAGUUGGGCGCAGAGAGAGCUUGGGUACAAGCCAACCACAGAUUUGCAGACAGGUUUGAAGAAGUUUGUAAAAUGGUAUCUUGGUUACUACAAAGGAGGAAAGGGUUGA